AUGAGUGUCCAGGCCCCACCCACACUCGUGCAGCUGGCCAUGCAGAGGCUGAUGAGGGAGGAGGCCUUAGCUAUCUCUUCUCUGCAGUACCUGCCCAGGGCGCUCUUUCCACCACUGUUCAAGGAAGCCUUCAACCACAGACAAACUAAUGUCCUGAGGGCUAUGGUGGCAGUGUGGCCCUUCCCCUUCCUUCCUCUGGGGACCCUAAUGAAGACUCCCCACUUGGAGACCUUGCAGGCUGUGCUGGAUGGAGUAGACAUGCUGUGGAAACAGAAGCUUCUCCCCAGGAAGCGGAAGCUUCAAGUGCUGGACCUGAGGAAUGUGUACCAUGAUUUCUGGGAUGUAUGGGCUGGCACAGAGGAUGGAGACUGCUCAACAGAGACGGUGCGUGAGACACAAAGAGGAACAGGCCUUCAUAGAUACGCACUGAGGCGGCGUUUGAAGGUGCUCGCCGACCUGUGCCUCAGGUUCCAUCUGAAUGAACACCAAGCAUACUUGCUACAAUGGGCCCAGCAGAGAAGAAAUGCCAUUCGGCUGUGUUGUGUGAAGAUGCAAAUUUGGGCAUUGCCCGUGUACACCAUCAAGAAAGUCUUGAUGGUUUUCCAGCCAAACAGCAUCCAGGAGUUGGAGCUGAAUACAGGUUGGAGUCUGUCCACACUGGUGCAUUUUGCAUCUUACCUGGACCAGAUGAGAAAUCUUCAGAAACUCCUUUUAACGCGGAUCCACAAGAACACCUUCAAGGUUCUCAAUACCUCGUUGGACAUACAGAAGUGUAUCACUAAGUUCGUGUCUCAGUUCUCCAAACUCAACUCUCUCCAGUGUCUGUCCAUGAAUGGUGUCUACUUUUCUAGUGAGCACAUGAAACAGUUGUUCAGGUACCUGAAGACCCCUUUGGAGACCCUGUCCAUCACAAUGUGCAAGCUUUCACAUCUGGACUUGAAUUCCUUGUCCCAGAGUCAGAGCCUGCAUCAGCUCAAACACCUGAGCCUGAGACUCGUGAAAUUGAUUGAUUUACAUCCCAUGCCUUUCCAUGAUCUCCUACAGAGUGUUGCAGGCAGCCUGCAGACCCUGGAAUUGGAGGGCUGUUGGAUGGUGGACUCCCAGCUCAGUGCCCUCCUGCCUGCCCUGAGCCAGUGCUCCCGGCUCACCAGGGUCAAUUUCUAUGACAAUGACAUCUCCACGGCUGUUCUGAAGGACCUUCUGCAUCACACAGCCAACCUGAGCCAACUGACCCAGGAACUGUACCCUGCCCCUCUGGAGUGCUAUGAUGACAGGGGUGAUGUCCUCAUGGGACAGUUUUCUCAACUUUGUCCUGAGCUCAUGGAUACACUCAUUACUGUAAGGCAGCCCAAGAAAGUCUCCUUUGCCACCUGUGUCUGCCAUGAAUGCUGUCAGCGCUGUGUCUAUGACCUGGAGACCAGGCUUUGUCGUUGUCAGCAGUAA
This is a messenger RNA of Acomys russatus (golden spiny mouse), 1443 nucleotides long. RefSeq names its product PRAME family member 8-like. The transcript is spliced from 3 exons. Gene Ontology annotation, cellular component: cytoplasm. Lineage: Eukaryota; Metazoa; Chordata; Mammalia; Rodentia; Muridae. The record is from RefSeq and is a predicted model, not a curated record. Gene Ontology annotation, biological process: positive regulation of cell population proliferation; negative regulation of DNA-templated transcription; negative regulation of apoptotic process. The coding region runs from base 1 to 1443 and encodes 480 amino acids.